Messenger RNA from Ipomoea nil (Japanese morning glory), 765 nucleotides. RefSeq names its product NAC domain-containing protein 92-like. The coding region runs from base 1 to 765 and encodes 254 amino acids. Lineage: Eukaryota; Viridiplantae; Streptophyta; Magnoliopsida; Solanales; Convolvulaceae. Gene Ontology annotation, molecular function: DNA binding; protein binding. The transcript has a single exon. The record is from RefSeq and is a predicted model, not a curated record. Gene Ontology annotation, biological process: regulation of DNA-templated transcription.
AUGGAUUCUUCGAAAAUUCCUCCAUCGGAACGCCGAUUUCAUCCAAGUGACGAAGAGCUUAGUCACAUCCUAUGGAGAAAGAUGGGCGAUAGUAGCUUCUCCGCACCGGCAAUUGGCGAGGCGGAUUUGAGAAAGCUUGAUCCCUGGGAUUUCCCUGGUGUUUCCUUGCAGGGUGAAAGAAGAAAAUGGUUUUUCUUCAGCCCCAGAGAUUGGAUGAACGGAAUAUUCAGAGCUACUUCUUCAGGAUACUGGAAAACCACCGGAAAAGACACACAGAUCUUCAAGGGGAAAGCCCUCCUCGGUAUGAAGAGGACCAUGGUUUUUUACCAAGGAAGAAUACCCAAAAUCACAAAGACAAACUGGUUAAUGCACGAGUACAGAUUAGAGAGCAACCAUGAAUGGGUGAUCUGUAAAGUCUUUCUGGAAAACAAAAUUUCUGGGAUCAGCAGCAGCAAUAACAGCGAAGAAUCGAGACCACAUCCAAUGAUGCAGACAAAUGUUGUUCUAAGCACACAAUUCCUGGUGAAAUUGAAAUACAAAAAAGAUACUGUGAAGUUUGUGCUUAACAACCCUACCCUUGAUGGUUUAAAGGCACAAGUUUUGAAGAGAUUCAAUAAGUUGGAAAUUGAUGGUCUUGAGUUCAAGUACAGAGAUUUACAUGGAAGAAUGAUUAGUAUGGUUUGUGAUGAAGAUUUGAAAUAUCGCUUGCGGUGUUUGAAAGCAUGUGGGGAAAUUGAAGUCAGAUUGUCACUAGUUUCUCAAUGA